This is a messenger RNA of Colletotrichum acutatum, 1764 nucleotides long. RefSeq lists its product as uncharacterized. The record is from RefSeq and is a predicted model, not a curated record. The transcript has 5 exons. Bases 1 to 1764 code for a protein of 587 amino acids. Gene Ontology annotation, molecular function: N,N-dimethylaniline monooxygenase activity; NADP binding; flavin adenine dinucleotide binding. NCBI's taxonomy places the organism in Eukaryota, Fungi, Ascomycota, Sordariomycetes, Glomerellales, Glomerellaceae.
AUGGCUUCAUCACGCGUUACCCAGAUCGGCAAUCAUCUCGGACUCAGGGAUCCACAAACACCAGAUUCCAACCCUGCUGAGCCAUACCUAGUCGUCGAACAACCCCUCGGAACAGCUAAAAAAGUCCGCAUCAUCACAAUCGGCAGCGGCGCAAGCGGCCUCAACAUGAUCCACACCUUUCGCCAGAAACUAACAAACUUCAAUCACAUCGUCUACGAAAAGAACCCCGAAGUCGGAGGCACUUGGUAUGAGAAUCGUUAUCCGGGAUGCAAGUGCGAUAUACCCUCGCACAACUACCAAUUCUCCUGGAAGCCGAACAAGGAGUGGGCCAACUUCCUGUCUCCGGCGGAAGAGAUUCAGGCGUACUUGUGCCGCUUGUGUGAUGACGAAGACCUACGGUGCCAGAUCAAGACUAAUCAUCUCGUGACGGGGGCUUUCUGGGAUGAAGGUGCCGGGCGAUGGACGGUCAGGCUGAAGAGUCUGGAGGAUGGUGAGGAGUUUGAGGAUUAUUGCGAGUUUUUGAUGAACGCGAGUGGAAUUCUCAACAAUUGGAAGUGGCCAGAUAUUCCCGGUCUGCACGACUUCUCUGGUGCCCUCCUUCAUAGCGCCGACUGGGAUGAGAAGUUUGACUGGAAAGGGAAAAGAGUAGCAGUUAUAGGCAACGGCUCGUCUGGAGUUCAGAUCGUUCCAGCUAUACAAAAAGACGCGAAGGAAAUGAUUCAUUUCAUCCGGGGACCAACUUGGAUAAUGCCGCCGCGAGUCCAGACAUUGCUACUAGGCAAGGCGAAGCAAACGAUGGAGCAGAUCGAGUUGGACGACGACGAGAAUUUCACGCGGGCUCAGAUCGACAAAUUCAAGUCGGAUCCUGCGCUCUACAAGUCUUUCGUGAAGGCCAUAGAGGAGCAAGUGAACAACAACUUCUUCCUCGUCUUGAAAGACUCGGAAACUCACCGACAAGCAACGGAAGAUGUCACUCAAUACAUGCGUUCCGCGCUCAACGACGACCAGAAACUGAUCGAUAUCUUGAUUCCCAAGUUUCCUAUCAGUUGUCGUCGAAUGACUCCAGGAGUCGGGUACUUAGAGUCGUUGACGAAACCCAAUGCGAGGGUCAUCUCGGGAGGAGUCGCCCGCGCAGUCUCGGAUGGCCUGAUCACAGAAUCCGGGGAACACAUUUUGGUUGAUGCUAUAGUGUGUGCCACCGGAUUUGAUGUCUCGUUUCGCCCGCGGUUUCCCAUUAUUGGACGACAGUCUACAAAUCUUCGAGAUAUUUGGGUAAAAGAUAUACCAAAAGCCUACAUGUCUUGCGCGGUUCCCGAGAUGCCUAAUUAUUUUGUCUUCCUCGGCCCCAAUGCCCCUAUCGGUCACGGCAGCGUCUUCACGAUAACCGAGCUCCUUGCGAAAUACAUUGCCGAUAUCAUCAAGAAAUGCCAAACUGAGGGCAUCAAAUCCAUCAGCCCUAGCUUCGACGCAGUCAACGAACUACACGAACACACGCAAGCCUUCAUGCCGCGAACAGCAUGGGCAGGGUCCUGCAGAUCCUGGUUUAAGGGCGGUGCCGUGGAUGGGCCUGUCACGGCGCUGCAUCCCGGCAGUAGAAUCCACUUUUUUCACAUGUUGGAGAACUUUAGAGGGGAAGACUGGGAUUAUGUGUACGAGAAGAAAAGGAAUCGAUUUGCGUAUCUUGGAAAUGGCAUGUCGACGAAGGAGUUUGAUGGGUCUGAUUCAACUUGGUAUCUGAAUGAUCCUGAUGACGAUGAGAAGUAA